Scedosporium apiospermum is the source of this 3945-nucleotide messenger RNA. RefSeq lists its product as uncharacterized. The transcript is spliced from 3 exons. Gene Ontology annotation, cellular component: TORC2 complex. NCBI's taxonomy places the organism in Eukaryota, Fungi, Ascomycota, Sordariomycetes, Microascales, Microascaceae. The record is from RefSeq and is a predicted model, not a curated record. The coding region runs from base 1 to 3945 and encodes 1314 amino acids. Gene Ontology annotation, biological process: TORC2 signaling.
AUGUUGAGCAGCGCCGGAACUCCCACCCAAAAGGCAUACCAGCCUCAGCAGCCGUCAGUAGCCAAUGCCUCUCGCCCGAGUCUGGAGAGAGAUAACAACAAUGGUCUCCAACCACCUGCGCUCCUCAGCGCAUCGCGCAUCACCACGGCCUCCGGCGUGAGUUUUGCCCCCCGAGCGUCUUCCCUGAAUCCGAAUCCGGCGCCCGGUAGUUUCAGCAGCGACUUCCGCGUUCUCAACCCUACCCAACGAGCCCCGUCGAGGACCGAUACCUAUUCGAGGGACAACAAAGUCCCCGAUGAAAAUGAGACCGUUGCCGAGAAGAAUAUCGCCGGCUUGAGGGAGGCCCUCAAUCGCGAGAUGAAGAUCAAGGAGGGUAGCGAGAACAUGCUCGAGGCCCUGAACAACAAGAAAGCCAAGCAGUCCAAGGAACAACGUGCCCGGGUCGAGGCGGAGUUGAAUUCCUCCAACCAGAAAAUCAAGGAACUGCGCCAGAAGAUUUCCGAUGCUCAGCAGCGGACGAGGGUCCCCCAGCCGACGACGCCGACGAGACAGCGGACAGGCGAGAGUCUACUGAGCAGCAACGGCUUCCGCUCGCCCCAUAGUGUGUCCCGCAGUGGUGCCGCCUCGGAUCUCGAGGAAGCGACGGAAUCACCGACCUUCGCACUCGCAGAAUUAUUACAGGCUCUUGAAGCUGAGCGCAUGACCCCGGAUUACUAUGUCAGUAGGGCGAACUCGUUGGUCGAUCUUUUUAAGCGGCAUCCAACUCUCAAAUACGAUCUUGUGUGGUCUCUCAUUAAAGAUAGAAAGGCUGAUGUGGAGCGAGAACAAGCUUUAAAGUUCGUGCGAGCAUUCCUUGAUGUCAAGGACGGCGUCAAGGAAAUCUCUCGGGCUGUCGUUAGGGCUAUAGCCGCCCUCGCCGAGCACGGUGAUGACAGGACGGGCUCGCGGGCGGCGCUUGAGGCCCUGGAACGAGAGGACAGACUUCGCCCAAUCUGCAUCGAGACGCUCGCUGAAGUUCUUGUUCGAGAUCCCCCGCUGCUUCUUGCUUCCGGCGGCCUUGCUCCACUCUACGAUGCUCUUUCAGAGGGCACAUACAAGGCCCCUGAAGGUCUUACAGCUGCAUUUCUAUUCCUCCUUGACUCGCCAAACAAGAGAAAGUUUUUGCAGCCUGGCUAUAGCGUCGAGUCUCUGUUUAGUCCCUUCACUGAUCAGCUUCUCGAAAAUGAAGGGCUCCUAAAACAAAACGCAAAAGCUAUUGCCGCUGCUUUGAACACUUGGCCUGGUCUCAUGGCCUUGUCCAUGUACGAGUUUCGUACCGUCAAGUCCUUUGUGGAAUGCAUGCUCUACCCAUCGCUGGCUGUGAAGGAGACAGUUAUUGACCUUAUCUAUUCUCUGUUACGGAUUAAGUCGCCUGGCUGGGCCCAGUCCUACUUGGCAGGGCGACGGCUGACAACAUAUGGCCGAGUGACCAGUCUGAGGUCAGCGACAGAUAAGAUCGCCGUCGCCACAGCAGACGAGGAAUCGGGAGAGCAGAAUUUUGUCGAGCACUAUACCGCCCUUCUCCUCACAGUAUUUAUCCGAUCCAACCUCCUUCCGGUCCUCCUCAAACUCACCCAGUGCUAUGACAACCCUACCUUGAAGCGGAAAACAACCCUGCUUUUGGGAGAGGUCCUGAAGCUGUCGAGUAGGCUGCUGCUACCGAGCUGGAGUGGCGAGCUGCAGCUCCUACCGGAGCUCUUUGCCGCUGCUACACAAUUCGACAAUGAAGAUCACUUUAACGCAACAGGAACCGUUUAUCAAAUCAGCAGUGUUAGCAAAACGCUUUAUAGAACCUCUCCUUCCGGCUCGGGAGGUGGCGAACUAACACCAACCAACACGUACGGGGACUCAGUCGACGACCAUCCAAAAGCGAACCCAUCCGUAAUAACCGAUGACACGACGUUCCGCCAGCUCCUGAUCGACAGUGGGGUGCUUACAAGCUCAAAUCACUCAAAAUGGAAUUGGGAUGUAGUGAUGAGGAUCUUUGAGGGCCCUCUUCAAAAUGGCAAGCGCCUCGAGGAAGCUGCCAAGGCAUCGAAGUUCCUCAAGCGGAUAAUCAGUUUCUACCGACCCUUCAAGUACAAGUUUUCCGAGCUCAAGAGCACGCGAAAUACGCAAAAAUAUGUCCGUGCCGGAUGCGCUUUGAUGCAUUCUUUGACGCAGUCCCCCGAGGGCCUGAGGUUCCUCGCUGAGAGCAAGUUGUUGAAGCAAAUUGCUGAGUGCCUUGCUCAAUGCGACCCGGCAACUGGAUACCCAACACAGUUCCCAAUGUUCUCGAAGGAUAGGCUUAUUGAUACGCUCUGCGGAGGAUACUUCGCCAUGAUCGGUGUGCUCAGUGGAGAUCCAAAGGGCCUAGCUCUUCUUGACAGGUGGCGCAUGUUCAACAUGAUGUACCACAUUGUUGACUUGAAGCAGCGCCCUGAUCUUAUCAAGCUGAUACUCUCGAACCUCGACUACAGUAUUAACGGUCACCCUCGAGUACUCCUGUCGAAAGCGCUGACUGGUGGGACUAUGGACAUUCGGAUCCAUGCGACAAACGUGUUACGAAAAUACGCAAUCCGACCCCUCUCGUCGCAAGAAGCGGUGGCCGACUCCAAGUGGGCUAUCCAACUUCUAGUAACCCAGUUGUAUGAUCCAGAAAUUGAGGUGUGCUCUACAGCCAUCAAAAUCCUCGAGAAAGCAUGCAAUAGGAAGACAUACCUCGAGUACAUCGUCGAAUGCCGCCCAUCCCUUGACCACUUGGGUGAGAUUGGUGCACCCUUGCUCUUACGCUUCCUCUCCACCUCUAUCGGUUACAAGUACCUCGAUGGUCUGGAUUACAUCAGUAACGAGAUGGACGACUGGUUCUUGGGACGCAACGACUCGUACGUCAGCCUCAUCGAGGCCAGUCUCGCUCGGGCAUUCAUGGACAGCCCCGACGACCAUCAGAACCGGAUGAGCCUGUUCGAUGAAACAGCCGUCGGCGAUUUCGCGGAUGCCCAUGUGCCUCCGCACUUUUACCGCGAGUUGACACGGACGCAGGAGGGCUGUAAGCUCCUGAGCGAGAAGGGCCAUUUUGAAGAGUUCGCCGCCACCAUCCGCGAACACGGCAUGCAAUCGGAAGACCCGGAACUCAUCACCAAGGUGAAGGGAUGCAUGUGGGCCGUCGGCAACGUGGGGUCCAUGGAGCUCGGUGCUCCGUUCCUCGAAUCCAGCGAUGUCGUUGAGCAGGUUGUGAAGAUUGCCCAGUCACACGAAGUCAUGAGCCUUCGCGGUACAGCCUUCUUCGUCCUAGGCCUGAUCUCGAGAUCUGUGCACGGUCUGGAGAUCCUCUACGAGAACGGCUGGGACGCGAACACAAACUCCAUGGGACGCUCCCUGGGGUUUUGCCUCCCAGUCGAUAUUACAAAGUUCUUCUCCCUGACGCCUUGGAGGUCGGAGAGAGUCGUCAAUAUCACCCUCCCCGAAUCACAAAAAACCGAGCAGGUUGCGCCUCCCCCGAUGCCCACGCGGCCUCCGCUAGAGCCCCAGGAGCAGCUGACGGACCACAGCGACGACGCGGUAAACCAGCGCGUCCUCGACCUCGUCGUGGACCUGAGCAACUCCGUCCUCUUCAAGCGCGCUAUGAGCGAGCUAGUCCAGGUCAAGCAGCUACGCCGUGGCGGAUUCACCUCCGUGCGGCUCUUUAGGCAGAUCAUGGCUCUUCUGGAGUAUAACCAUUACCGUCUCCCUAUACGGAAAGUUGUCACUGAGCUUUUCCACAAGAGCGUGCUGAGGCGGAUUGUUUUCGAGGAGGAUGCCAAUGAUGAGGAUGAAGGUGAUGAGGAUGAGGAUGAGGAUGAUGGCUAUGGCUCUGAUUCUGAAGAUGAUACCCGGACAGAGAGGCAACGGAGUGUCUCGGAUCCAACCGAUUUUGAAGGGCGAUAG